AUACUCACCACUAUACUACAACGACUUCCAAGUUUCAGCGACAGCUGAAUGAAUGAAAUAAGACUCGACAAUUAUAUUCUGGUUAAUCUUCGACUCUCUAAACGGUGGAGUUAGGGUUACGUGCUCACAAGUUGCAGACUCAAAUUUCCAAAUUGAACAAUGUCUGAUCACCACCAUUUCCCGGAGGAACUCCUGAUCGAAAUCCUCAAAAGGCUCCCAGUCAAGUCCCUUCUACGCUUCUUCGCCGUUUGCAAAUCGUGGUACAUCCUCAUCUCCAGCCCCGCCUUCAUCUCCGUCCAUUGCCGCCACCAUAGGAACGGUAACUCCGCCACUAACCUCCUCCUCCUCCUCCGACGUUAUGCUACAUCCUACAUAGAGGAAAAAUAUUCCGUACUCAACGACACUGACCACCAAUUGCUCACCCUCAAUAAUUCCUUCGAACUCGACCUCCCAAUUUCAUGCGGAUACGGGUAUUUUUGUACAGUUGGCUUCUAUAACGGCGUCCUUUGUUUAUCGGAUGAUUAUUAUUUUUAUAAUAUGGCUACUGUAAGCCUGUGGAAUCCCAGUAUUCGGCAGGCUAGGAUCUUACCUUUUAGGCCAGCUCACCCAUUUAGGUUUGUACUUGGAUUCGGUGCUAGUCCACGAAGUGAUGAUGAUCUUAAGGUGGUGAGAGUUAUGUAUGAAAGGAAAGGUGUUAAUUUCGAUAUAGGACCAGUCACCCCACCUUUGGUUGAGAUCUAUUCUCUCAGCACUGGGGUGUGGAGAAGGAUAACAGCAACUGGGGUUAACUACUAUAUUUUUUAUUACAAUUGGACUCAGGUUUUUGUUAAUGGAGCAGUACAUUGGAUUGGGUACAAAUUGCUCGAGGAUAAAAGUUUUCAGAGUUUGAUAGCAGUUUUCACCAUGGCUGAUGAGUUGUUUGAUGAGAUUAUGCUCCCAGAUGAAUUGGCUCUGGAGUACCCAACAAAUUUAUCUAUUAUGGUGUUUGAGGAGUUUGUUGCUGUUGUUAAGUAUACUGAAAGGAUACAUGCUGAUUGGUGUGAAUUGUGGAUAAUGAAAGAGUAUGGAGUUGUGGAUUCUUGGACUUGGCUGCAUACUAUAGAAUUGGUCGGAGGGAUGACAAAAAUUGUUGGGUUUAGGAAAAAUGGUGAAAUAUUGCUAUCUACUAACAAAAAUGAGCUGGUUUCCUACUGUCCAAAUACUAGAGUCGUUAAUGAUCUUGGCAUUUCUGGAGACAGCAGCUCAUUUUAUGUUGAUAAAUAUUUGGAAUCCCUUGUUUUGCUUAAACCGCAAACCCACCUUGUGAAUUGAAGAGAAGAUAGAGUGAGUCAGUUCUUUUAAAACAUGAAGGUUAGUACAAUGUAUCAAGCAGAACUGCAGAAGAAAGUCAAUAGCAAUCUUUGGUGGACUUUGCCCGUACACAAUGGCAAAGCAAGUUAUUCUUUCCCAGACAUACAAUAAAAUGUUGUUUCAUAAUGCACUUUUAAAAACUCUUUUAAAUAAAAUUGGAUGUUAAGAUGCAGCAA
Molecule: messenger RNA, 1526 nt
Organism: Ipomoea nil (Japanese morning glory)
Lineage: Eukaryota; Viridiplantae; Streptophyta; Magnoliopsida; Solanales; Convolvulaceae
Product: F-box protein CPR30-like
Exons: 2
Coding region: 160-1311 (383 amino acids)
Molecular function (GO): protein binding
Source: RefSeq, a predicted model, not a curated record